UUAGGGGGCGCUGUAAGGCCCCUCCUCUCCCUCUCUGGGCCUCUUAUAGAGUCUGAGCCCUGCCCGGCCGAGGCCCUCAGGCACACUCCACAGCGACCAGCACCAUGCCUAUGAUACUGGGAUACUGGGACAUCCGCGGGCUGGCCCACGCCAUCCGCCUGCUCCUGGAAUACACAGACUCAAGCUACGAGGAAAAGAAGUACACGAUGGGGGACGCUCCUGACUAUGACAGAAGCCAGUGGCUGAAGGAAAAGUUCAAGCUGGGCCUGGACUUUCCCAAUCUGCCCUACUUGAUUGAUGGGGCUCACAAGAUCACCCAGAGCAACGCCAUCCUGCGCUACAUUGCCCGCAAGCACAACCUGUGU
Molecule: messenger RNA, 365 nt
Organism: Sapajus apella (tufted capuchin)
Lineage: Eukaryota; Metazoa; Chordata; Mammalia; Primates; Cebidae
Product: glutathione S-transferase Mu 1
Exons: 4
Biological process (GO): glutathione metabolic process
Molecular function (GO): glutathione transferase activity
Source: RefSeq, a predicted model, not a curated record